CUAAACUCGCAAACUAAAAACAACAACAACAGCAACAGCAACGACGUUUAUAAAGAAAAAAUUGCAUAAAAUCUGGGCUAUGAAAUGCAGAAUCAUUUGGGCUUGCUCUAGUGGCCCAAAACAAAUUACAUCCUUCACACAGUCACACACUAGACAGUAGAGACGACUGCAGGCCGAGGGGGGUCUUCUGCUUAGUUCUUCAUUGUUCAUUGUCGAGCUUCCUCAAAAAACAGCCUCAAAAUCCCAGAAAUUCGAAGGCGAAAAACAACCAUUUCCUCCUGCAAAUAAAUUCUGGUGAGAUGGGUUCUCUCAAUCCAUUCUUUUCCGGCGACAACAACAAUUGGUUCAAGAAACCCGCUAUUCCAUUUCAACCCAUCAACCUACUGUCAGUUUUUGAAGCCUUGAAUCCCUUUAAACCCCAAGAAAAAGCGCCUAAUUUUGCUGCCUUAUCUUUCAAACCCUCUUUUAGGAAGCGGAAAAAUGACCCGGGCAAACCCGGAAAGUAUACCCAAAUGCUGGACCAGUUCUACUGGGAAUGCGAGAAUUUUCCUGACUAUAGACACGCCCCUGAGGUGGAGAAGAUCCUAAAUGAAGACCCUUUUUUUGAGAAGAAGGAAAACCCAACUCCUGAAGAGAUUGAGGAAAAUAAGAAAUGGUGGGAAGAUUUCAAGAGCAGUCCAGUCGUUCAGUUUUUGGCUCGAGCUGAGGAGAUUGCUGACAAAAUUAAUGAAAUGGAGCUCAAGGAGAAUUCAGCUCCUUACAGGAAGGAAGAUAAGAAAUUAUGGCAGGCGGUGCCUCAUGUAAUGGGAUUGGAUGGGAGACCAAUGCCGAGGAAAGCCAUCAAGACUAAGAAGGAAUCUGAUGAUAAAUUUUGGGAUUUUGCAAAGCAAUUCUUUUUCGGGCUUUGGGGAUUUCGGCAAAGGCCAUACCCACCUGGGAGACCCAUUGAUGCUGCACAAGCAAUUGGAUAUAAGAAACUUGAAAGACGCUACUAUGAUUUUAUCAUGAGAAGUGGAGGAUUCUACUAUAAAGACCGACUUGGUCGUACGAGGGGGCCAAUGGAGUUGAUCCAGCUUAAGACUGCUUGGGGUGCUGGAAUUAUUGAUAAACAUACAUUCAUUUGGGGUGAGGACAUGGAUGAAUGGGCACCCAUUGGCAUGGUGUAUGGCAUGGAACGUGCGAUUGCCACCUGGGAAGUUAGAUUAGGCGCGGCAGCUACAGCUUUUCUUCACAAAUUGCAGAAAGGUAUACCACCUUGGGUUCCUCUCAAGGGGCACGAGAACAAAACGUACAAGCAAUUACAAGACGAAGCGUAUGAAAGUAAAAGGCGUGACUUAGCUGUCCUAAAAGCUAAUGAUGGUGUUUGGCCUGGUGUUAGGACUCCAAGUCAUUCGUUGUUCCUUUGGGCUAGUGGUACUGAGCUGACAUCAGUUUUGGAAGCUGAUCACAUGCCCAAUAAAUUUAUUCCCAGAGAUCUCAGGGAUCAAUUGGCUAAAAUAAUUCCUGGAUUGAGACCUUGGGAGGUUCUUAGCGUUGAACAAGCCAUGGAUCAACUUACGUAUGGGGGAGAAUGGUACCGUGAACCUCUUGGCUCAUACACCACUGGCCCUCCAUAUAUUCAAGAAUGGAAUAAGGAUGUUAUGUCGUUAUUCAACAUCUUCCACAAUCUUAGUGUUGAAGUAUACCAAAAGCUGGAAAAGACAAUUCCUGGUUUUGAUGCGGUAAUGGAGAGAGUCCAAGAGGAGUCCGUUGAGAGAGAAGCUAGAAGGAAGGAAACCUGGCAAGCGAAGAAGAAGGCAGAGAAAGAACUACAUAUGUACGGUAGAGUACAAAGUGAUAAAUAGCUUCUGAUCUUACAUCCUCAAGCAUAAUCAAACAACUGAUUUCUGUGUUUCUUUGUUAGCCAUCUGUUCCGACCAGGGCUCCAUCUAAAAGAGUCCAAAUUUUGUUGAACUCUUCGUCGUUUGAAAGUAAAAUUAUUUUUGUAUAGAGCUCCCUGGAUCAUAUUAGAAAGUAGGAAUGCAAAUCCCCUGCUCUUUUGUUUAAGGGUAUAUUAUAAACAGCUAACCCCUUGUAUGCUUUUGCGGAAGAUUCGAGCAUUUGAAACCAUCAAAUUUCUCAUUAUCAUUGUCUUCUACUAACCAUUUUCGACAGUCUUCUUUUACAUCUGUAAUCCAAAUGUCUACAUUUUAUGGAAGUAGUUUUUGAACUUCAUAAUGCAAAUUUCAAACUGAA
Messenger RNA from Oldenlandia corymbosa var. corymbosa, 2235 nucleotides. The record is from the annotation of a GenBank genome assembly. NCBI's taxonomy places the organism in Eukaryota, Viridiplantae, Streptophyta, Magnoliopsida, Gentianales, Rubiaceae.